This is a messenger RNA of Girardinichthys multiradiatus, 10935 nucleotides long. It is a transcript of the gene dlgap2a, whose product is annotated as discs, large (Drosophila) homolog-associated protein 2a. The record is from RefSeq and is a predicted model, not a curated record. Gene Ontology annotation, cellular component: postsynaptic specialization; glutamatergic synapse. Gene Ontology annotation, biological process: signaling. The coding region runs from base 1 to 3162 and encodes 1053 amino acids. The transcript has 13 exons. NCBI's taxonomy places the organism in Eukaryota, Metazoa, Chordata, Actinopteri, Cyprinodontiformes, Goodeidae. Gene Ontology annotation, molecular function: molecular adaptor activity.
AUGGCGAUGCAGGCUUACCAGAAGUAUUCAUGGUCACCCUCGCAGAACUUCGAUGAGGACACUUACUCCCCUCCACCCAGGAACAUGAAGGGUCUCUCUGGUGGCCGCCCUGCCCAUCUCCAGAUCACGUCGCCCACCUCGCCGCACACCUGUGGCUUGGCUGAAUGUGACCACUCCCUGGAUCACCAUCAUCACCAUGGUGACCCACGGUCACCCACCUACCUCCUUAGCCCCACUGACAGCUGUGCCCUUGAGAGUCAUCACCGUUGCUCCCCCCGGAGCUCCAUCCACUCUGACUGCAUGAUGAUGCCAGUGUCCCUAUCAACUACUGACCACUCUAUAUCCAGUAGCACUUUCCCUCGUAUGCAUUAUGGCAGCGCUUUGAGAGACGGAGGUGGAAACAGUUCCAGCGGGAGGGAUUCUCGAGACGACGGCGGCUCUUCCUCACACGGUGGAAGUGGGAAAAUGAAUCGAAUCCCAGCAAACCUCUUGGACCAGUUUGAAAAACAGAUGCCGCUGCAUCGGGAUGGUUUCCACACGCUGCAGUACCAACGCACCUCCACCACAACUACAACGACAGAGCACCGCAAUGAAAGCCCCGGCCGAAUUCGCCACUUAGUUCACUCAGUACAGAAACUCUUCACAAAGUCGCACUCCCUGGAAGGAUCUUCCAAGAUGAACGGUACCAAAGGUGACUCCCACAGGGACGGCUCGCAUCACCACCAUCACCACAACCAAGGCCACCACAAACACAGCAAACGCAGCAAGAGCAAAGACCGCAAAUCUGAUGGUGGGGGAAAGCAGCGCCAUGGCGGAUGGUGGAGCUCGGACGACAAUCUCGAUAGCGACAGCACGUACAGGACGCCGAGCAUCAUGUCGCGGCAUCCUGUCGACCACAUCAGCCACUGUUACCCAGACUCAAUGCACAGCCACCUGGCGGGGGACCUAUCGCUAAAGACCUCCAAGAGCAACAACGACGUCAAGUGCUCAGCCUGCGAAAGCAUCAGCAUGGCGCCUGAGGGCAAGUUCAUGAAAAGGAGCUCCUGGUCAACAUUAACUGUCAGCCAAGCCAAGGAAGCCUACAGGAAGUCUUCACUCAACCUGGAGAAGCCCAUGACCCCCACUGACCUCAAACCCAGCUUGAGACCAUGUCACUAUCUACAGGUACCCCAGGAUGAGUGGGCCAGUUAUCCUGGCGGUGGGAAGGAUGAUGAGAUCCCUUGUCGUCGAAUGCGGAGUAGCAGCUAUGUUAAAGCCAUGGGGGAUGAGGAGAGCGGAGAGUCGGACUCCAGCCCAAAGACAUCACCUCAGAAGUCGGCACGGCCAGAUGCCCUGAUCAAGGCCAUCAUCAGACCCAAGGACUUGCUGGACUCUCAGAGUCAGAACUACCACCUUCAGGCCACCAGGGAAAUACACCCCAGCCUUGCCCUGGAUCCCUCUACCAACUACAACUCCCCCAAGUUUCGCUCCCGGAACCAGAGCUAUAUGCGGGCUGUCAGCACGCUUAGUCAGGCUAGCUGUGUCAGCCAAGUGAGUCAGGUUAGUGAAACUGAAGUAAAUGGCCAGUUCGAAUCUGUGUGCGAGUCCGUGUUCAGUGAGGUAGAAUCUCAAGCCAUGGAGGCAUUGGACCUCCCUGGCUGUUUCAGAACCAGGAGCCACAGUUACCUACGAGCCAUCCAGGCUGGAUACUCCCAAGAUGAUGACUGCAUCCCUCCCAUGGCGUCCACUGUUACCUCCACCAUCAGGUCAACCACAGCCAUCACCUACACACCAAGCUACAAGAAGACCCCUCCUCCUGUACCGCCUCGCACCACCUCUAAACCACUCAUCUCCAUCACAGCCCAGAGCAGCACUGAGUCCACCCAGGAUGCCUACCACGAGGGACAGCACCCUCAUGGCGGCCUGUGGGGCCCCGAUGGCCUCACCCUUGGGCUGACACCAGGCAGGGCUCUCUAUAACUCCACCGACAGCCUGGACAGCACCAAGGCCGUAACUAUAGCCAUGGAGGCAGCAGGAAUCAUGGCAGGGAAAAGGCAUCCAUCCACAGAUUCUCAUAGUUCGGUGCUCACCUGCGACAAGGCAAUCCUGGUGUCCAAGGCUGAGGAGUACUUGAAAACACCUCGAUCUUCUAUAGGGAUACAGGUCAGUCAGUUUCCUGACCAACAGCCACCAAGAAGCCCAGUGGAGGCAGCCACCGACUCCGAGUCUGAAAGCAAAGGCUCACGGGAGUACCACUCUGUUGGGAUCCAAGUGGAGGAUAACAAAAAAGGACAGGGGAGGUUUAAACGCUCCAAUAGUGUGACGGCAGCUGUCCAGGCUGACUUGGAGUUGGAGGGCUUUCCCACCAUGGAGGACAAGGGUCUGCAGUUUGGCGGGGGUUUUCAGCGCCACUCAGAGCCCAGCACACCCACCCAAUACGGAGCGGUGCGCACCGUUCGCACACAGGGCCUCUUUAGCUACCGCGAGGAUUACCGCACUCCCGCUGAGCCCCCGAGUCCACGCGAGACGACCAGCGAGACAAGCUGGCAGCUAGAACCUCCCUCCCCACGGGAGAGUGCAGCCUCGUCAGGGGAGUCAGGAAGGGUGUCUCCGUCCUUGCGUAGGGAUGGAAGCUGGUUCAUGCAGUUGCUCCACACAGAGACCAAAAGGAUGGAGGCCUGGUGUAAAGAGAUGGAGGCAGAAGCUGAGGAGAAUGACCUCUCAGAGGAAACUUUAGGUAAAAUCCGAAGUGCUGUUGGAAGUGCUCAGCUUCUCAUGUCUCAGAAAUUCCAACAAUUUUACUGGCUGUGUCAGCAAAACCUGGACCCUAGUGCCAUGCCGCGACCCACUUCUCAGGACCUGGCGGGGUUCUGGGACCUGCUGCAGCUCUCCAUUGAUGACGUCAACAUGAAGUUUGACCAGCUGCAGCAGAUCAAGAACAACAACUGGAGGCCAAUUGACAGCCCAGAAAAGAAGCCACCAGCUCCUAUACCAAAGAAGACAGUAAGACAGAAAAGUGCAGUGACGAGGGAGAAAUCCCUGGACCUCCCUGACAGGCACCGGCAGGAGGCACGUCGGCGGCUAAUGGCAGUCAAGCGCGCAGCCUCCUUCCGGCAGAACUCAGCCUCGGAGCGAGCGGACAGCAUUGAGAUCUAUAUCCCAGAGGCUCAGACUAGACUUUGAAAAAAUGUUGGAUCAGGGAUCUAUAUCUUUCCCUGCUCCUGUGCUCCAGCAACUUUAAAACUAGCCUUUUUUUUCUAGACUGCUUGUCUCUCCACUCCUCCUUUAUCCAUCUCUGGUCCGAUAGCCAUCCUCAGUGCCCAUCGCCAACUUCACUGGACUGUAGGAUGUGCCAUGGCUCUACUUCCAUUGCCAAAAAUGUACAUCUGACAUGGGUUGGUUGGAUAUUUGUCUUUGUUUGUUCAAGAUCUACAAGCUCCCUCAUGUCCUGGAUGGGCACAUCUGUAGUUUUUCAGCAUUUGCAAGUGCCAUUUUAAGAAGAAGAAAAGUGCAGCUUUGAAAACCUUACCAGCAACCAGACAUUUGAGCUAACCAUCAAUGCAUUUAUUUGAAGAUUAAUGGAUUUGGUCAAAGUUUGUAAUCCUUCACUAUUUUUUUUGUCUCUUCAGAUUACCUUUGUUUCUGCACUUGUUAAAAGAGUAAAUCAGAGCUAAAUAUCACCAACUUGUUUUGUUUUAAAAAGUGCCAAUGCUUGAAAUACCUCUACUAUGUGCACAUGGCACAGGUUACCUAUUCAAGGUGCUUCAGGCCAUCCUUACUAAGCUUUUGAUUGGUUACACAUUAAAAAUGUAGCCUUCUAUCAUAUCUAGUUAUGAUCAAAUAUUUAGGAGUGCAUCUCAAUAAAUCUAAGUAUUAUUGAAAAGUUUAUUUAUUUCAGUAAUUGAGUUCAAAAAGUAAAACUUAAUCACACACAAAUGUAUAUAUUUCAAGUCUUUAUAUACAUUAGUUUUGAUGAUUAUGGCUUACAGCUAAUGAGCAAAUUUUGAAGAUUAUGUAAGACAAACAAAAAGGGUGUUUUUUCAUAUAGAAAUAUUUAACUGCACAUUUUUCUACCACACUUUUUCCUUCCACUCAACCUUCCACUCACAUGCUUGGAUAUAGCACUCUCUGGAUACCAAGCUUCUUUAACAAUGACUUUUGUGGCUUACACUCCUUGUGAAGGGUGUAUUGAAUCUAUAUAACAUAUGUUUUUCCCUUUUUGAAGUGAAUGACUGAAAAAAAAUACUUUUUGAUGAAAUUCUAAUUUACUGAGAUGCACCUUAGUUAAGUGAACUGGCGUAAGAAUGACAUCUGCCCACUUCUGCACCUUUCACACCUAUAUUCUCAAUAUCCAAUGAUCAUGUUGCCAACUUUCAGUAAGUUACAUGAAGCUGUAAACGUGCAAGUCUUGUGCCCACAUUUUCAUCUCGUCAAUGCAGUAGAAAAGAAACAAAAAACUAUGAAGGUUUGUGUAACUCCUUAGAUUAAAAUGUGUAGACAAAUGCACUUAUGCACUUAAUAUAAUUCUUACUAUUUCCAAGGGAAAUGUGCAUACCCAAGUUCACAAUAGUACUGUUGUAUUUUUUAAUUGUGAGUGGGAAAGCUAUGCUGUUUUUUUUUUCCUCUUCUUCCUCUUUGUUUUUGAAAAAUCUGGGUGAUCAUGCAAGUAGAAUUGCUCUGCUGAGUUUACAUCAUUUUCCAAGCCCUUUGAAGAUGCGCCCUCACUCCACAGCUAAUGAGAAAUGAUAAAAGUAACCAUCAAAACAUAAACAAAAUGUCAAUAUUUCUUUAAGCUAUGAACUGUCUUAAUUUUCAAAUUUCCUGAAAAUCUCCCAGUCUGUAACAGUGUCCCCAAGCAUUAUCAUAAUGAAGUCCCUCUAACGAAAAGAUCAGAGUUAACAAACUGAAACUGGGGCAAAGAAAUUUCAGGGGAAUGCAAACAUAAAGUCUCAAAUAACUGAAACCUUUUAAGUAUCUUGCUAAAAAGUAACAUAAAAUGGAAUAUUAAUUGUCGGUGUGGAUGAUAACGUGCGAUCUAUCUUGAAAUCAUGCACAACGAUGUGACAAAUCAGAGCUCUUUCUCGUCCAGGAGUCACUCCAAAUCAAUACUGGUCUGAGAGAAUGUGCUCUCCUGUCCUACAACUCUUGCUCAAAGGGGGUUUUCUCUUGCAAGAUAACUCCAUUUUGUUUGUUUGUUUUAUGGUGAUGUGUCCUGUUAGCGGCAAACAGUAUGGUGGAAUUGGCUCCAUUGCUGUGUCAGAACAGAUUUGCUUUGUGAGUAGAUUAAAGUAACAAAUACGUCUAUUUUCUGAACGACUGAUGAUCCAAGAUAAAUAAUAAGACGAUACUUCUGGUGGGCAAACACCUUUUAGUGAUAUUAAUAGUUUUAUUUUUUUAUUUAUUUAAACAUUUGUAAAACAUUAAGACUGUUCAGACAUGAUGCCAACACAUUUCCCUGCUGAUCUUAAUACAUUCAGAGCCACUCUUGCAAGAUUUUGGCGAUAUUCAGGGUUGGUCUUAGACAGUGGUGUCCAGUGUUUUUCUAUGUGGACAAUGUCCGGGGGAUCUCUAAGAAUCGCAUAUAAUUUAAAAUUGAUCAAUGACUGUAUAUUUUGUCAAUAAUUAUCAUCACAGAUUAAAACUGUAAGCAUAGUUGGAUAAGGUACCAAUACAAUUAGAUUAAUGAUUGAGAUUGUUUAUUCAUCUUCUACUUAUUCCAGUAAAGUGGAACCUAUAAUAGGCAAAUUUGGACAUUUUCAACGUAUUUUGUUCCACCCUAAACUGUAAACUAAGAAAAAGCAGUGUCAACAUGAGGAACGGAUACUAGUGUGAAACAAGGCAACAGAAAUAAGUUGAAACCUAAUACAAAUAUUAUUUUGAGAUAUCUAGAUCAGGAUUUUUGUCCCACUGAAAAAGGAAACUGAGUCUUUUUUUUAGGAACUCCUGAAAUUAAUUAAAAAGCCUUGAUUGGGACUCUCAGCUAAUACUUUGGUUUGGAUUGGGACAUUGCUUAGUAUAUUUUUAAGCUAGAAUAUUAACUGAUCUGGAUUUUUUAAACUUCCCUUGUUAAAAUAAAUGCUUUUAACAGAAAAAAAUAAUAAUAAUAAUAGUUCUAGGGGAUUAACAAGUAAGAUGCUCCUAAGACCAAAUUUAGGUUUUGACUUCUGUUGAACUUUAUUGUUCUAACUAUGGUCAUAUCAUAACACAAUUGAUUAGUCAAGUCAAGCAAAUUGUAGCUUUCCAACAGUAUGUUGCAUGUGCAUCUACUUGAGGUAUACACAGAACUUGAGUGAAAUGAAAUUUAAGUGGCUUUGGCAGAUCUAAAGUGUUUUGUGUCUUAAUAGUGAUGCGGUUCUUGUUACGGGCUGAGUCAAGCUGACCUCCAACUGCGUGACGUGACCUUCUCCCAGAGCAUAUAAUAGCUGAUCACAAGAACACACAUUUUAAUUUCAGCUGUUUUCAUGCCUACAUAGAGCUGUGCACUUUUAAUUGGAUCAUGUUAGCAUCAGGUCUGAGCCACCCCUUACUGUGUAUUGGCUCUGCUUCAUUUUAUUAUAGUGUGUUUAAUGGCAGUUGAAUGGCAUUUUAGUAUAACUAAAAUAAGUUUCAGUGACAAAGUUGCCAUUAGAUAUUUGGAUGACGUCUACCAUAUAAUGUGUAACAUUUACCCCGGUAACAGAACCAACAGAGAAAAUGUUAGCAUGGUAGAAUUUAGUUGAACAUAUGAAAGGUGAUGUGAAAUAUCUGAUUGGACAUAUGCGCACAUAUUAUCUGUACACAUUUAAAUGUGCCAUCUGAAACAGAGUUAAGAACAGGGGAUGUUACCUAAUAUUUAAUGUGCAAUAUAUGAGUAUAAAACCUGCAACUUUAACUUAUUGAGGGUAUAAGUUUUUUUUUUAUUAUUUGGGUGCAAACUGAUCACAUUUUUGACUGACAUGUUCAGCAUUUUAAGAACAUUUGUGAAAACAGAGGUACCAAGAUGGAUCUUUUGGUUACCAUUUAAUCUAAUUCAUCCUCAAUUCUGUCAGCUCUUCUAGUGCCUGUGUCUAUGGUUUCUUGUACUAGGAUCACAAUAUCAGAAAUAUUAUAGAAUUUGCUUGAGGUCAAGAAUAAAUAUGAAUAUCAUUGAUGCUGCUUAUUCUUUUUUUUUUAAAUGGGUUAAAAAAAACUUUUACUUGGUAAAAACAACUGUAUUACGGAUUCAAAUUUUGGUCUCUUUCUUUGAAUCGGUUAGUAACAUUUAUCUAUUAAAUAUUAGAUGUAAUGAUUAUCCUGUUUUUUAUUCUGUUUGAAUUUUAAAACAUUCACUGUAAACAUGCUGGUCUGCCAAAACGUUCUUUUGUAGCACAAUGCCUAUCCCUGUCCUACAGUUUUUUGUGAAAGCUUCCCUUCUUUUGUGUGAACAGAAUAAUGGCAUAUUUAGAAAAAGAGAAACCCUUGUCCUGUCUAUUGGUCCUGUGGCUACAGGCUAAUUUACAGGCCCAGUCCCUGGUUGGGCUUUUAACACAAAAUAAACUUAUUUAAAAACAAAAAUAACAGAUAAACAAAUUUACAUUCCAGGGUAGGUUUUGUAAACUAUUGUGCUUAAGUUUUCACAUGUUUUCCAUUGUUUUAAGUAAUUGUUUCACCUGGGCAGAUCAAAACUCUAAAAUCUAUCUUGUUUUAAUUACAGGUAGACCAUUAACAUAAAUGACAGCGUACAUCAGGCACUGAACAUCUUUACAACUGUCAGAUAGAGUAAUGUUAAAGCAGAAGAUCAGUGGUCCUAAAAUUGAACCUAGUGGUACACCCGUUUUGUUGUUUUUAUUUACAGUUCCAAGGGGAAAACCAACGCUCACCAAAAAGAACACAAAAGGUCCAUCAAACAUUUGUUAGUCUUUUUUAGUAACUGAACAUUUGUAAGUCAGUCAAUUAAUUAAAAAAUCUGCAAAGACGUAUCAGACAAGAUUCCUCCACAGUGAUGUAAAAGUCUUAUCACCAGUUAUCCCAAAUGCUUGUUGCCAGUUUAGGGGAUAACUACUCUUUCACAUAGAGCUAGGUUGGCCUUAAUAGCUUUCUUUCUCUUAUUAAAUGAAAUCAUCAUUUGAAAGCAGCAUGUUGUAUUUUUUUAUUUAUUAUUUUUAUUAAACCUUUAUUAAGCUAGAUAAAAACUCCACCGAGAUUAAGACCUCUUUCACAACUAUGAUCUGGCUUAAAAAGGCAGCAGCACAUGUCAUAGUGGACAAGACAGACAACAAUAACAAGAGAAUCAUUAAAAAUAUGUUAACUGUGAGCAAUUGGUCAAAUAGACUGCAGACAAUACAAUACUGGAUUUCCAAAUUUUGUCUAUGUGUUUGAUGCCAGGCUGUUGGCACAGCCAACUCAUUCCCUGAUGUUGCCAGAGUGGCAGGCAGUAAGAGGUAGAGAGACAGACUCGGCUUGACAUAUUCUGGCUUAAUAGAGAAGAGAGCUCUUGCUCUGAGCCCCGAACUGCUGGUGCUGUACGCUGUGUGUAGCUGCAAGGCUGUUCAGUGAGAAUGGCAAGGCGCUGCACUGGGUAAUUUCAAGCCUGACUUUGACUAAGCAAAGCAGCUUAUGUAAGAUUUUGGGUCCUCGGUGAGAUCAAGCAAAUACCCUCCAAGGCCCUUCAGAGCUUGUGUUGAUAAAUGUGUUGCUGAAUGGUGGCCCACGCUGUAAAACUUUAAGCAUCAGCACUACAUUCAUUGGCCUUUGUCAGUUUCUCCCAGGCUCACUUUGUUGAAGGCUGUCACUGAAGUAGCUGUGAACUAUCUUCAUUAUGCAAAAUGAGCAGAACUGAGAAGAAGUGUUGCAUAUCCAUGACCUGGGUUCAGUUCAAAGUAUGGCUUCCUGCUCCUCCAAGUAGCACUAACUGCAAUGGGACCAUUUAUCUCGGCUUUCCACGAAUGAACAGCUCUAAGUAGCAAAACAAGAUCAGUGCCAGAACUCACAAGGGCGUUAAAAGGGUUAAACAGAUGUGAGCAACAGAAGUAGGUCUGCAGAAAUUACCAUUAUCCUUAUGAUAAAAAAUUAGGGAACCCUACUAAAUAUUCAGUUCUUCAUUUAGAAAUGUUUAAAUAUCAACAUUUAAUUUAGUUUUUAUUUACCUCCUGAAGUGAAAGUGAGUUAUUGUCAAGUAAACUAAAAUAGCUUCAGUGAGAUGCUUCUUGUAUCCAUCUACCAGUUUAUGAUAUUGGUCUGAGGAAUGUUUGCCACACACCAUACUUUCAGCUAUGAGAUGUUUGAGGGGUUUUAUGAACAGCCUGUUUCAGGUCACCCCACAGCAUCUCAAAGAGAUCACGAUCUGGGCUUUGACUUGACUAUUCCAGAACUUUCCAUUUCUUAGUUUUUAGCCAGUCCUUGGUGGAUUUACUGUAUGUUUUGGGCCACUGUCAUGUUUCAGGGUUUUGUUCAGUUCGGCUUCAGCUGUAAUUUUUUAAACACCCUCUGAUACAUAAGUCGUGGUCUUUGUCUAUGUUCUCCCUAGCAAACUUUAUUCUGGUUUUCUUAGAAAGCAAUGGUUUCCUCUUUGCACACCUCCCGUGAAGGUUAAAGUUGCACAGUCUCUUUGUGAUUGUACAGGCAUGCACUUUCAUAUCGACAGUAGAAAUACCCUACUGUAGGUUCAAUGAUGACAAUUUAGGGGUUUUUAGAGAAUUCUUUUAGCACCUUGUGGUCUGCUGUCAGGAUGAAUUUGCUUACAUGGGCAUGGUGGCAGUUGUUUAGAAAGUUCUCCACUUACAUAGACUAUUUUCUGUACAGUGGAAUGGCUGGUUUCAUAUUAUUUUGAGAACUCUUAAAAUCCCUUAGCAAACUCAUUAGCUAAAACAAUUUUCUUUCUGUAGUCCUUAGACAACUUCAACAGUCAGAAGCGCACCAAACUCAAUGUCUUAGAUUUAAGCAGGGCAAACCCCCGUCAAAAUGCUGAUUAAUAAUUUUAGAAUCAUGGGGACCAAUAUGAUAAUUUUCCCCAUUUAAAAUGGAAAUAAAUAAAGAGUCCCAAUUUUUUAUUCACAAGAAAUGUUUUAAGUGAUACUUUACAGCACAUUUAAAAGUUAUUUUCUCCAGUUUUAAUCAGUUAUUUCUAUAACUUUAAAUACACUGCAUUGUUGAAAUUGGUAUUAAAUAUCCAUAUGCCCGAAGAUAUUAGAAAAAGAUACAGGCUUUCAGGUGGUGCCCUAAUUUUUCCACCUGACCAUAUAUACCUUUAAAACUUCUCUGUCAAAGUCUUUUUCCAACACAUGCAUAGAAACAGCUGCAGCGGAAGGGUCAAGUUUGUCUCCAAGAGUGAAUAAUGCUCCUUCCAUAAAAAGUGUUUUUUCUUCACCUUUUCAUUAAUAGCAGUCUAUUUCAUGAGGAACUACAAGGCCACCUCCUACAAACAGACACUAUUCCCUUGAAACUCCUUUUAAAGGGUUUUCUAUGCUGGACCUGCUUGGGUGACGCAGAUUUGGGCAUCAUAAUGUGUGCCCUUGCUUAAGAAUGCACCUGCAGUUUUUGUUUAAUUUGUUUUAUUAUUUUAUUCUGAUAUGCUCACAACAUUACAAAAAUGACAAGGACACAAAAUGUGUCAUGUUGACAUGUUCAGCAUACAGUAAAAUCAUUUCUCGCAUCACUUUCAAUGGGUUUUAUGCGAUGAAGCAAUGAGGGAACAACUCUCUCGUUUAAUAUUUUACAUUUAUGCUUGUAUUUUAGCAUUCUGUGGCCUCACAUCUAAGGUGACUGUCAAUGUUUUAACUCUAGAACCUACCGUAUGAAAUUCUUCAAGGGGACUUUUUUGUAACAGCGCUGCUGAAAGAGCAUCACUGAGACUCAUAAAACACUUCCUUUAACUUGGAAUGUGAGAUGACUCUAUGAUUACUAGAUAAAGUAAAAAAGGUAGUUGUUUAGCUAAAACUAUUUUCAUCUCUUGUAUAUCUUAUCUAUAGUAAGAAUGAAUAUAAUACCAAAUAUUCAUUA